Anarrhichthys ocellatus (wolf-eel) is the source of this 1022-nucleotide messenger RNA. It is a transcript of the gene cox4i2, whose product is annotated as cytochrome c oxidase subunit 4I2. Lineage: Eukaryota; Metazoa; Chordata; Actinopteri; Perciformes; Anarhichadidae. Bases 254 to 784 code for a protein of 176 amino acids. The transcript is spliced from 5 exons. The record is from RefSeq and is a predicted model, not a curated record. Gene Ontology annotation, biological process: mitochondrial electron transport, cytochrome c to oxygen. Gene Ontology annotation, cellular component: respiratory chain complex IV.
CCAAUCACAUGCUUUGCUACAUUGUUUACUUGUACAAGUUUGAUCUCCUUCCCUCCCUUCCUCUCUCUCUUCCUCCCCAUCCAGCCUCUCUCUCCUCCCGCCCACCAGUUGGUUCCUGCUCAGUGUUUGACGUUGGGAGCAGAGACGAAACGGGACAGACGGCCUAAACAGACCUUUUCUCUCAAGAUUCGGCCUUUUUCUUUUUGCUGCUGCAUCUUCUAAUCCUGCAGUUCCCCUCUCUCUUGCAACUACAAUGCUCCACCUGAUUGCAGGACGCAUGGGAAGCCUGGUGGCCAGGCGCGCGACAGUGGCGCUGACUACCAGCAGCGCGAGGAUGGCGAGCCACGGCAGCGAGGUGUCAGAGACAGUGGACAUGUCUCGGCCAAUGUACUGGGACCGCCUGGACACCCCUCUGCCUGACAAAGCCUACAAAGAUGAGCUGACUGCUGCUGACAAGAGCCUGAAACAGAAGGAGAAGGGGCCCUGGAGCCAGCUGACCAACGAGGAGAAGAUUGCUUUGUACCGGCUCAUGUUCAAUCAGACCUACCCAGAGAUGAAGCAGCCGCGAUCAGAGUGGAAGACCAUCGUUGGGGGCAUCUUCAUCUUCAUGGGCUUCACAGGCCUGGUGGUCUGGUGGCAGAGAGUCUAUGUCUACCCUCCACGUCCCAGGACCUUUGAUGACGAGUGGCAGGCCAAACAGCUCCAGAGGAUUCUGGACAUGAGGAUGAACCCCAUCGAGGGCUUCUCAUCCAAGUGGGACUACGAGAAGGGCCAGUGGAAGUAGAGAGACCUGACCCGUCUCCCCUCAGAGUAUUGAUGUUGAAGCUGCCGUUGAAGUCAGUCUCAAUUUGAAUGUUGCAUUGUAACUGAUCAAACCACUAGAGGGAUGGCGUUCAUUCACUGUCAAUAUCCCGAGGGCUCUCAGCCAGGGGCCUCGUCUCCAACCACUGCAGCCUUCUGUCACGGUCCGUCCUGUGGAGAGCUUAUAAUAAUGAAAAUAAUAAAUGUUUUGCUUAUGCUUU